Fomitopsis serialis is the source of this 1365-nucleotide messenger RNA. RefSeq names its product major facilitator superfamily domain-containing protein. The coding region runs from base 146 to 1201 and encodes 351 amino acids. Gene Ontology annotation, molecular function: transmembrane transporter activity. The transcript has 12 exons. NCBI's taxonomy places the organism in Eukaryota, Fungi, Basidiomycota, Agaricomycetes, Polyporales, Fomitopsidaceae. The record is from RefSeq and is a predicted model, not a curated record. Gene Ontology annotation, biological process: transmembrane transport.
GGGAUCCCAACGGUCCCACCGAUGGCUCCUGCCGAGGAUGCCGUUCCAUUUCUCCUUCUGCCUGCCGUGUGCAAUGCCGGACGCCUCCAUAUAACAGGGGAUUCGUGAGGACACGGCCCCGGCUUUGGUAUCCUGACCACGCACGAUGCCGUCGCCGCUAUUAUGGGCACCUCUCAGCGAGCGCAUGGUGUUUAUCGUCUCAUAUGCCGCAUUUACGCUGUUGCAUCUUGGGGGCGCCCUCUGUAAGAACGCCGCAACACUCCUAGCCACCCGACUGCUUGCCGGAAUGUUCGGCGUGUCACCAUUUACGAACUCUGGUGCGGCACUGGCGGAUAUAUGGCUUCCCCGGGACCGCGGCGUUGCAUCCUCCUUAUAUGCCAGUGCACCGUUUCUCGGACCAGUCGUAGGUCCUAUCAUCGGAGGCUGGGUGUCAACAUCGCGCCUGGGCUGGCGAUUCAACUUUUGGAUCAUGUUCAUCGCGUCGGCGGUAGCCUUCAUCGGCUUCAUUGUGAUUCUCCCUGAAACUUAUGGGCCGGUGCUGCUCAGAUGGCGCGCAAGGAAGCUGCGAAGGGCAAGCGAAGGAAGGGCCGUCUAUGUCUCCCAUUUUGACAUUGGCCGCUCGCGCGACCGUAUCGCUCACUUCCGCACGAACUUUUCGCGGCCCUUCUCAGCAGCGGCAUUGGCGCCUGGGCUCGGCGGGCUGGCGUUCAUCGGCGUCGGCGUUGGGACGACGUUCGGGAUGUGUCUCGCGCCCGUGCAGAACAGGUUGUACUGGGCAGCGAUGGCGAAGAGUCCUACGGGGCGUGCACCACCGGAGGCACGACUGUACUCCCCUAUGUUUGGCGCUGUGUGUUUGCCCGUCGGGCUAUUCUGGUUCGCAUGGACAUGCACACCCUCGUAUCAUUGGAUGCUGCCUAUCGCGGCGGGGGCGCCUUUGGAACUGGGCGCGACGCAGUACCUUAUGGACACGUACCAGAUCUACGCCGCAAGUGCACUCGCAGCGACUGUCGUCCUCCGCUCGAUCUGCGCGUGCUUCUUCCCGCUGGAACCUCGGGACCACUGGGCCGGUACUGUCUUCGCGAUAUUGACAGCGGUUUGUAUGCCCUUGCCGUGGUUAUUCUGGGCGUAUGGUCCUGCGAUACGAAACCGUUCACGCUAUGCCAUCAAGGAUGUGAUACCCUCUGAUGCUGUGAAGAACUAAUUAGACGAGAAGACCGCCGUGAUUGCUAUGGCUCAAUCAAGGGCGACGAUUUAUUGAUGAUCUACAUAGAGGAAUGCUCACGCACUAUUACGAAUGUUUGCACUGGGAUGCAUGGAUAGACUUACCAGUGUCGUACGAAUCUCAUAGACGUUUUGUUUACUUGC